Molecule: messenger RNA, 1083 nt
Organism: Arabidopsis lyrata subsp. lyrata
Lineage: Eukaryota; Viridiplantae; Streptophyta; Magnoliopsida; Brassicales; Brassicaceae
Exons: 9
Coding region: 154-900 (248 amino acids)
Molecular function (GO): oxidoreductase activity
Source: RefSeq, a predicted model, not a curated record
GUGGAAAAGUUUGGGAUAUAUCAUCAUGCAUGGUUGGUGAUUAUAUGAGUAUCUUUUGACUUCUCUCUCCAUUAGAGGAUUCACGAUCUUCUUCCUCCAUUCUUUUUCCAGAUUUGACAGAACUACAAAAUAGGGUGGAUUUGAGAAAGUUUGAUGUUGCAGAUUAAUCAAAUUCAUAAGUUUUUGUCUACGUGUCCAAAAAUCCUGGAGAGUCCAAUCUUAAGAGUUUUCAGAGGAACACUCAUAAUGGCUGAAUCUGCAAGCAACACCGGUUCAAGAAAGCUUAUUCAGAUUGAUGUGAGCUCGGAUUCGGUGUGUCCAUGGUGCUUUGUGGGCAAGAAGAAUCUUGACAAAGCCAUUGAAGCAUCUAAAGAUCAAUACAACUUUGAGAUUCGAUGGCGUCCGUUUUUCCUUGAUCCAUCUGCACCAAAAGACGGUGUGAGUAAGAAAGAGUUUUAUCGACAGAAAUAUGGAAACAGAUACGAAGGAAUGUUCGCCAGAAUGUCCGAGAUCUUUAAAGGUCUUGGAUUAGAGUUUGACACAGCCGGUCUCACAGGCAACAGUCUGGAUAGUCAUAGACUUAUACAUUACACCGGUAAACAAGCGCCGGACAAACAACAUAAACUUGUUGAGGAAUUGUUUAUCGGUUACUUCACGCAGGGAAAGUUCAUCGGUGACAGGGAGUUUUUGGUAGAGACGGCUAAAAAGGUUGGGAUAGAAGGAGCAGAAGAAUUCCUCUCAGACCCCAACAAUGGACUCACAGAGGUGAAAGAAGAACUGGCAAAGUAUUCUCGAAAUAUCACCGGAGUUCCAAAUUACACUAUCAAUGGGAAGGUGAAACUAAGCGGCGCACAACCGCCCGAAACAUUCCAGAGUGCGUUUAAAGCGGCCUCAGCUUGAAACACAAACAGUGAACUCAAGAGCUGUUGAAGUUUUACAUCUAUGGAGAUAGUCUGUUUCUGUUGUUUGAACUUUAAGUUAUUGACUUUUCAAGAAGUUGGUGUAAUAAAUUACUAAAACAGAUUUGUUCUGUGAUGGUUUGUCUAAAUAAUUCAGAGAAGUUGAUUUCAAACAUUCUUCUUC